AUGCUUGCGACACUGGCCUUUAUAAAGGGAAAGAAGUGGUCAAGUAUGGCCAUCAAACGAGUGUACUUUGGCAACUGGCUUCGAGACUACUCGCAAGCAAUCGACGUUGGGAGCUUGAAGGGUCCUGUCAAUGCUGAUACCAUUCGCGUCUUGGUUUGGGUCCUUUCCUUUAUGGCCUUCGGCUAUGCCACCGAGGAGUUUGAGGUCACCGCCGACCGGCUCGGUGUCUAUCGCGCCGAAGAGCACAUUGACAACCCUCUAGGUUACGCCGAGGGGUUUGACGCCAGAAAGUUUGACUCUAGGCUACGUGGACCCGUGCGCCCGAUCGAAACCGAGAUUGAUAUGAAGACCGGAAUGAAGAACUACAUCGCGAACGAGACUGGUGAUUGGCCGACGAGCGCUGGAUAUCUUCGGUUUAGCAUUGGGCGAUGCAUCCACUACGGCCGCCUCUAUACGUGUGGCUCGCGCUCUGGAAAGAAGAAGAUCUCUGUGAAGCCCUCCGAUGCCUUGGCCAGGCACUUCACUGCCUCGAGGAUUGGGGCGCUCAUACCAACUACAUCAGAGGUUGAUGAAGUCGAUGUCGCCCUUAAGAAUGCCGAGGGCGGAGGUUCAGGGUCCGGGUCAGGGUCGCGGGGCUUCGGUGGCUUGUCUGGGGGCGGCGACUUUAUAUCCCUGGUCGGCAACCUCCCGGGCGUUGGCGGUGGGUUCGCUGCCCAGGCCAGGGAGUUGAAGGCGGCGUCUGAUGACCAAGAGCGCGAGAACAAGCGUUACGAAUCCAUGGAACGCAGCCGCGACAACCCAAAUCAGGUCCCCGGAAUGAACCCCAACAUCGAUCCUGUCAAGAUUUCCCAAAAGAUCUAUCCUAUCCUGGAGUUCCGCGACAAGAUUGUCAAGGCCAUCAACGCUGGCAUCUCCAAGAUUCCAGGCUUAGAGAAGGUCUUGGACCACAUCUCGGAAACGCUCACAGCGUUCAUUCUUGGCCUCCUUGCCCCCUUUAUCCGCCCAAUCAUCCAACAGGGCUCCAAGAUUCUCAAGGAUGGCUCCGAGAAUGUCAUCAGCGCGAGCGCCAAGUCUCAGCUCGAGCCUUGGAACAACCCCGCUGCAGCGAUCCGACACACUCUAUGCUUUCCAAGGAUCACUUUACCAACAUUCUCAACUCUUGCGGUGGAAUGGUUGCCCCGGAUCAUGUUCGCGUGGGAAAACCCAAACGUGCCAGUGAAUGAAAUUGUCAAUGAUAUUCUUCAGGUAUUCCACCAUCCCGCUCUCCGCGACGAACGGAUUGACAUCCAACGUGACAUGUACGCCACGGUACGAAAAUGGUUCAACGAACAUCCUAAGCGCCACGAAAUCCCGCGUCUCCUGAGCUCGGAGAGUGUCAAGGCUGGUAAGAACAACCUCCUGCAUGGGCAGCAGAAGACGGGGAGCCGAAGCGGUGGACACUCCUGCGCGGAUGGUGGACACGGCAAGGUUGCCGGCGGUCUAUGGAGCCAGGUGCGAACCAGGGAUUUCCGCGAUGACGUGGAACCCGAAGGAGGCGCUGUGCUAUCACCCGGAUUCCCCGCCCCUAAGGCUAGCUAUGGCUACGCGGGAGAGGGUCUCGCAGCUUCGUUUUAUUCGGGGCAAAGCCCCGGCCUUCGCCAGGGCCCUCGGGCCGGCCGGGUUCAUCCUCGGCGCAGCAGUCGUAUCAUGGAGGGUCAGGCUCCAGUUACGGCCAGAAUGACCGCCCUGGAUCUGGCUACAAGCAACACGACCGACCUGGAUCUGGAUACGGUCAGAAAUAUGACAAGCCUGCGUCGGGGUACGGCCAGCAACACGACCGACCUGGAUCUGGAUACGGCCAGCAGUAUGACAAGCCUGCGUCGGGGUACGGCCAACAACAUGAUAGACCCGGCUCCGGUUACCAGCAGCAAGGAAGACCCGGCUCCGGAUAUCACCAACAGUCUAGGUCCCCGCCGCCUCAAGGUUACCAUCACGGGCCUCCUCAGCCUGGUCCUGGUGGGCACGGCCCUCCUCAUGGGUAUGGGCAGGGCCUUCCGCCCGGUGGACAGGGCUACGGUCAUCAUCAGCCUCCGUAUCCCCAACAGCAGCCCCAUUACCAAGGCGGGGGUGGAGGCGGAGGCGGAGGCGGAGGGUACCCUGAUGGCAAAUCUCACGAUGUUGGUGCCGGCCAUGGAAAGUAUGGUUUAG
Messenger RNA from Parascedosporium putredinis, 2187 nucleotides. NCBI's taxonomy places the organism in Eukaryota, Fungi, Ascomycota, Sordariomycetes, Microascales, Microascaceae. The record is from the annotation of a GenBank genome assembly.